AAAACCCUAGCUUCCUCUAAAUGCUAAAUAGUAAAUCCCUCGUCAUCUUUCCUUCUCUCCAAAACCUAAUCCACCUUCAUCCCCCGCAGCUACCUCUUUAGCCUCCAGUCCCACCCAGCGGUUUCAUCGAGCAACGACAAUGGCGCCGAAGAAGGAUAAGGCUCCACCUCCAUCCUCCAAGCCCGCCAAGUCCGGUGGAGGGAAGCAGAAGAAGAAGAAGUGGAGCAAGGGAAAGCAAAAGGAGAAGGUUAACAACAUGAUUUUGUUCGAUCAGGCGACCUAUGACAAGCUCCUUGUUGAGGUUCCCAAGUACAAGCUCGUCACUCCAUCUGUAUUGUCUGACAGAUUGAGGAUAAGUGGUUCAUUGGCACGUCGGGCGAUUAAGGAUCUGAUGGCGAGGGGCUCUAUUAGGAUGAUAUCUGCUCAUUCUAGCCAGCAAAUUUACACAAGAGCCACCAAUACCUGAUGAGAGCUGAUUAUUUCUGUCAUGGACAAAUGCUCAGUUUCCUUCUCCUGUUUUGAAGAACUCAUUCCUGCUGUUUUCAUGACAAUGAGUGUUUUUAUUGGUGACCAUAUGUCAAUUUUGUUUUCUGAACUUGAUAUUGGUAUGCACUUAGAUUGAUGAUCUGAUAUGUGAGUUUUGAAGAAUGCCUGCUCCACUUGAUAUGUAUUGUUGACAGAAGAGGAAGUGGUUGUCUUGUUACCUUUA
Messenger RNA from Tripterygium wilfordii, 709 nucleotides. Its product is annotated as 40S ribosomal protein S25-like. Gene Ontology annotation, molecular function: structural constituent of ribosome. Lineage: Eukaryota; Viridiplantae; Streptophyta; Magnoliopsida; Celastrales; Celastraceae. The transcript is spliced from 4 exons. Bases 140 to 466 code for a protein of 108 amino acids. Gene Ontology annotation, cellular component: cytosolic small ribosomal subunit. The record is from RefSeq and is a predicted model, not a curated record.